Molecule: messenger RNA, 1115 nt
Organism: Myxozyma melibiosi
Lineage: Eukaryota; Fungi; Ascomycota; Lipomycetes; Lipomycetales; Lipomycetaceae
Product: PapD-like protein
Exons: 5
Coding region: 198-905 (235 amino acids)
Biological process (GO): endoplasmic reticulum membrane organization
Cellular component (GO): endoplasmic reticulum membrane; plasma membrane
Molecular function (GO): FFAT motif binding
Source: RefSeq, a predicted model, not a curated record
CAAUAGUGAUCUCCAAGACGCACAUCAGUGAUGGCGAACGCGAGCGAUCCGCCGCAGUUGUGGGUUCUCGAAAGUCGACUGCGAGUCCGCCGGCGCCGUGUGCCUUCUUCCUCGUCUUUCCACUGUUCCGCAUCCCAUCCGCCUGCUGCUCUGCUGCCUGCUGCCUGAAAAGAAUACAAGACACCGAAUACCGCAUAAUGGAAGUCUCGCCGUCCACGCUCGAGUUCUCUGGGCCCUUUUCGCAGUCCAUCACCAGGCUCGUCACUCUGAGGAAUAAAACCGCCGAGCCGCUGGCGUAUAAGGUCAAGACGACCGCGCCGAAGCUGUACUGUGUCCGUCCGAAUGCGUCCCGCGUCGACCCUGGCGAGACCGUCGAGGUCCAGAUCAUCCUGCAGGGCCUCAAGUUUGAGCCCGGUCCGGAUUACAAAUGCAAGGACAAGUUCCUUGUUCAAAGCGUGCCCAUCGCAGCAGAGCUGGAGACCCUGUCGAUCCAUGAUCUCUGGUCUACCGUCGAGAAAACGUCAAAGGAAAAGAUAGCAGACGCAAAGAUCCGCGUGGCCUACAAAUCCGGCACCACCUCGACCUCGCCCGACACCCCCGCGACCCCCGCCGCCGCCGCCGCCGCCGCCGUCGGCUCGUCGUUCUCGACCCCGUCCGCGCCGGAGUCGACAAGCAGCACAAGCAAGAGCAUCAACAGCACGACCGUCGUCGACGAGAAAAUCGCCGAUCUCAACAGCGAGCUGAAGAAAGCUGUGCCGGGCGACUCGGUCGCGGGCGCGACGGAGAAAUCCGCUCCGGCUGGUGGCGCGGUCGAGCAGCGGAGUGGUGGAGGACAGGGCGUGCCGAUUCCGGUUGCGAUGGUGCUCUGUCUUAUCGCGUUCUUGCUUGCCUGGUUGUUUUUCUAAGCAUGUCUACUGAGAUAACUCUCAGUCUAGCUUUCUUUAUUAUAUCACAAAGCAGAUCACCCAGUUCUGUAAACAACAAGUUGCUUUUCUUUUUCCCUUUUUUUUGUUUUUGUUGUUCCGUCAUAAAGUCACAAACGUGUCCGUGUGUGUGUAUUUGUAUAUGCGAGCGAGCGAGAGGUAGAAGCGUGCGUGUGUUUUGUUAUUAUUUGU